Papaver somniferum (opium poppy) is the source of this 2845-nucleotide messenger RNA. Its product is annotated as plastidial pyruvate kinase 4, chloroplastic-like. Gene Ontology annotation, molecular function: potassium ion binding; pyruvate kinase activity; magnesium ion binding. Gene Ontology annotation, cellular component: cytoplasm. Gene Ontology annotation, biological process: glycolytic process. Lineage: Eukaryota; Viridiplantae; Streptophyta; Magnoliopsida; Ranunculales; Papaveraceae. The coding region runs from base 181 to 2514 and encodes 777 amino acids. The record is from RefSeq and is a predicted model, not a curated record. The transcript has 5 exons.
GAUGACUAAAUCUGAUAACUGAAUCCCUAGAUUGUUUACUCAGAGUCUCAAUUUUCUUUUGUUUAAUUGGUUUCUCUAGUAGCUACAGCCAAAGUUGUAGUCAAUCCGUUGUUAGCAAUUCCAGAACCAAUUACCACUUCUUUGUACUUUCAGGAUGUCAUGGCUUGAGUUAGCAGGUUCAUGAUCAUUAGCCUGUGGAUGAUGCUGCAUGUUCUUCCGCUUGGCUUGAUGAAAAGUCAAAUGUCAUGUCAACGCCAUGGGCUGGUUAUUCAGGGGGCUAAUUUUUCCGAUUUUUCAUUUCUGAAGACAAACAAAGUAUUCUUUGGUCCAACUUGUAAGUUAUACCUUGCAAGUCCUGUUCUCUCUUAUCCUUGCAGUCUACAACAAUUGAAACAGGUAAGAAACCAAACAAAGAGUCAUAUAGUUCUUGCGAAUCACAAUGGAAAUGGUGAACAUGAAGAAGGCAGGUCCACACCUAUCAGUGAUGAUCAAGUGUUCACGUCCAUUUUCUUGGCCUCGAUAAAUAAUGAUUCUCAAGAGAACUCCGCUGUUAACUCAAGUGUGUCAAUUUCACACUCACAACUGAACCCCAAAGAACAUGUUGUUGAUCUUCCGGUGAACCGAAAAAACCUUCUUGACAGGUUAAAGGCUGUUCACUUGCAUAUCUCAGCCUCAGAACAAUGGAAUCUUUCUCGGAUUGAACUAUGCCACAGAAAUUACUUGGUCAGUGCGAGAAACUUAAUACACUAUCUGGCAUUGAAAUGCCUAGAUACUGAGCAGCUCCAAGAAGAACUUUCUGCUAUUGGACUUCAGAAUUUGGAAACGAUCAAUCCACAUGUUCUUGCAAGUGUGUAUUCCGGAAUACAGCUGUUGAACAAUCUGGAAUCUCGUUUACUAGACAGCGAAGCUGAGGCAAAUUCCGUUGAUAUAAAUCAUGUAUUUUUCGGAGAUAGUUUAAAAGUUUCAAAGCACAAGAAUGAGGAUUUUAGCAGAACCUCAUUGAGAAGGAGGGCGGUCUCAUACAAAGAAUCGUUACUCGGUCCAAUUCAAGAUGGAAAACCAUCCCACAUCAUGGCUACUGUUGGCAACGAAGCUAUUGAAUGUGAAACACUAUUGGGUGACCUUCUCAGUAAUGGGACCACCAUUUUCCGAAUUAAUUGUGCACAUGGGGUUCCGAGUGUUUGGAGCGAGAUCAUCAGAAGGAUAAAGAGAAGCUCUAAGAUGCUUGAGAAACCUUGUCGGAUACUCAUGGACUUAGCUGGACCAAAGCUUCGCACUGAUCGCAUGAAGGAGGGCCCAUCUGUGAUGAAAAUUUCUCCGAAGAAGGAUGCUACAGGAAGCGUAAUUUUACCAGCUCAAGUUUGGUUAUCUUACAUAGGAUUUGGAUCUCCUCCUACACAUUUGUCCCCAGAUGUAGUUCUUUUUGUUGACAACAAACAUCUCCUUAGUAGUUUAGAGGUAGGUGAUGUCCUGAAAUUCUGCGACACUAGAGGAAGAAAAAGGUCACUGAAGAUAUCCAAAAAGUGUCCUGUUUUUGCUGGUGUUGGUUUCAUGGCUGAGUGCUCGAGGACUUCGUACGUGGAAUCAGGCACCAAACUUCGUAUAAAGAAAAAGCACGGUUGUUCCUCAGUUGGAAAAAUAGUGAAUGUUCCAGCAGUAGAAGAGUUUGUCAGGUUGAAAAUUGGAGACUUGCUAAUCAUAUCUCGAGAUCCAUGCUUAGCUUCAAAUGAAGGGUCCCCAGUUGGUGGCCCGAGGGUAUCUUGUUCAUCUAGCUACUUAUAUGACUCGGUCAAACCUGGUGAGCCAAUUGCUUUUGAUGAUGGGAAGAUUUGGGGUGUAAUCCAAGGAACCAGCAGUUCGGAGAUUGUUGUCUCCAUCACUCAUGCAAGCCCUAAAGGAUCUAAACUUGGACCGGAGAAAUCCAUCAACAUCCCUCAGAGUGAAAUUCGGUUCGAAGGCUUAACUUCUAAGGAUCUAUUGGAUCUUGAGUUUAUAGCUGAGCAUGCUGACAUGGUAGGGUUCUCGUUUAUUAGAGAUGUCAGCGAUGUUAUUGUUCUUCAGCAAGAAUUAGAGAAGCGAAAACUUCAGAAACUGGGAGUUGUACUGAAAAUCGAGACUCAGGGUGGGUUUGAUAAGUUACCCUUUCUACUACUGCAAGCGAUGCAUUUGCCAAACCCCCUAGGAGUUAUGAUUGCUAGGGGAGAUCUUGCUGUAGAGUGUGGAUGGGAAAAUCUGGCUGACAUCCAGGAGGAGAUCUUAUCUAUCUGUGGUGCUGCUCACAUACCGGUCAUUUGGGCAACUCAGGUACUGGAAUCACUUGUUAAGUCAGGUCUCCCUACUCGAGCUGAGAUUACAGAUGUAGCAAAUGGACAGAGGGCAAGUUGCAUUAUGUUGAAUAAGGGGAAGUACAUUACUGGCGCAGUUUCGACUUUGGAUUCUAUCUUGCGCAGCAGCGGCUCCCAGAAAAUGAAGUCAAAGUUGAAGUCAUUACUAGUCCCCAGCCAGCAACAUUAACUGGUGCUAGAUCUUGUCCCUGAUUCUGCUUUACAUGACGUGGCUGAUGUUUCUAUUAAUAACAACUGGAAGAGAAAAGAAGAAGCAACUAAACUGUAAACAAUAUAUGUACAGAAAAAGAUCUCAUACACCUAAGAUAGCGAUGUAUAGCUUUAAACACAUGAAUCCCUGAUUGCUUCAAGUGUUUGAAAUCUGUUUUGGAAUAUAUGGCAAGUACGCUAACCACCAAGGAGAUCGAGGUGGCCGCGAAGAAGAUGCAGAAGACCAAGUCUUUGUAUCCUAGCAAGAAAAAAUUUACCUAGUAUGUGCGAUUAGUGCCAAACCAUGUUAA